Centrocercus urophasianus (Greater sage-grouse) is the source of this 657-nucleotide messenger RNA. Its product is annotated as claudin-22-like. NCBI's taxonomy places the organism in Eukaryota, Metazoa, Chordata, Aves, Galliformes, Phasianidae. The transcript has a single exon. Gene Ontology annotation, molecular function: structural molecule activity. The record is from RefSeq and is a predicted model, not a curated record. Gene Ontology annotation, biological process: cell adhesion; bicellular tight junction assembly. Bases 1 to 657 code for a protein of 218 amino acids. Gene Ontology annotation, cellular component: bicellular tight junction; plasma membrane.
AUGGACUUGGUCCACAGACACAGGCUACAGUUAUUUGGAUUGCUGCUGUCUGUAAUAGGAUGGAUUUUAACUGGUACCUGUAACUAUUUACCAGACUGGAAAAACCUCGGCUUAGACUUAAAUGAACUGGAGUUUUGGACUAUGGGACUCUGGCAAACUUGUGUAGUCCAAGACAUAGGAGGAACACAGUGUAAAGACUUUGAUUCGUUCCUAGCUUUACCCAUAGAAUUCAGGAUUUCCAGGAUUUUAGUAUGUACAUCAAACGGACUGGGACUUCUGAGCCUUGUCAUCUCUAGCCUUGGUUUGGACUGCCUAAAGAUAGAGGAUACAGAGCAGAAGCUAAAGAAACAGCUGUUACUACUUGGAGGAAUACUCAUGUGGAUAGCUGGAGUUCUGGUCUUAGUUCCUGUUUCCUGGGUUGCCUGUACGAUAAUCCAGGAAUUUUGGGAUGAAGUGAUCCCAGAGAUUGUGCCCAGAUGGGAAAUAGGGGAUGCACUCUUCACUGGUUGGUUUGGUGGCUUUUUUAUAAUUCUAGGAGGCUCUCUACUCCUCUUGACAAUCUUCUUAUCAUCUGACCAUCAGUUACCAGAACAGUAUACAAUGGCAGAUAUGCAAGACAACCGUCAACAGGUGGAGACUGGAAACAGAAGACUUUAA